Molecule: messenger RNA, 3989 nt
Organism: Physcomitrium patens
Lineage: Eukaryota; Viridiplantae; Streptophyta; Bryopsida; Funariales; Funariaceae
Product: aminodeoxychorismate synthase, chloroplastic
Biological process (GO): 4-aminobenzoate biosynthetic process; L-tryptophan biosynthetic process; folic acid-containing compound biosynthetic process
Cellular component (GO): cytoplasm
Molecular function (GO): aminodeoxychorismate synthase activity
Source: RefSeq, a predicted model, not a curated record
GGACCGUUCAGUGAGGAAGGAUUUGUGAAGAGGAGGGGAGGCGACGCUGAGAGGGAGGAUUCAAUCAAUCGUAAGUUAGUAACUGCAGGUUAUGGAGGCUUUUUCUUCGCCCCUGAGGCAGAGCCCUACGUAGCAGACGCUGUAGGCUUGGCCAGGGCGGAUUUGGAAAUUGGGUUGCCGGAAUUGGAAAGGGGGAUUUGGAGAUUCCCUAAAAAGGGGCAGCGGAAUGCGCUGCAGUUGUAGAGAGCGGACGAGAUCUGAGGGGCUGGUACGUGGUGAGGAGGUUUGGUGGGUAUAUUCCCCAGCGCUGGUAGCGGCCGGGAGUAUUUGGUGGGCCUGUCGUGGUGGUCUUCCGUGCACCAAUUUUGAGUGAAUGCUGUAGAGAUUCGAAAGCAAGCGCAGCUGGAGGGGAAAGAAUCUGUCCUGCGAGAUUUCGUUGUUUGUAGCGUGAGGGGACGGGGAUCCUAGUUCGGAAUCCAGAUGCUUGAGCGUCGUCGUCUUUUUUUCUACUCAUUUUAUUUAGUUUUGGUUUUCUUUCUGUUUCCCCUUUUUGUAAAUAUGGAAAUUGAAGUUGGUGGAGGGCUUUUCCCUGUCGAGUGAAAUAAAACCGUCUUGGACAUUCGUGCCUGCAUCAGGAAAGAGCAGGCGAGAGCGAGGCGGGUUUCGAUUACAGGCCCCUUUGUGGGGGUGGUGGUGGUGGUGCACUUUUUGGGGGUUUUUGGAGCGGAUCGCGUGUAGUGGGAGAAGCGGAAGCGUGUGGUGGUGAAGGAUUCUGCAAGGUUUUAGGUUGUUGUCAGGAUGGGGUCUGAAAAUGGAGCUUGAGGUCGUUGCACCUGGAGAUGACUCAGAUGGCAGCGAGUUAUUUGAGCUACAAGCCGGUCACUCGCGCCAGGAGCUUUGCGUUAAAACCUUCCGUGGAAGUGGAAAGGCUGGGAUCCUUGUCGCGAUAUCGGGCAUCAAAUUUGGGUGCUCCUCUUUUUGUACGCAAUGUUGGGAAGGGGCGAUUGUACAGCCUCAGUCGCAGUAUGCGGGCAGAGUGUUCAAGCGGUGUGAGAAAGACGCAUGGCGGAGCCGCACGGGAACCUAUCAGAACAUUAAUACUGGACAAUUAUGAUAGUUACACCUACAAUCUUUUUCAGCUUCUAUCCGUCAUCAACGGAGCUGCUCCCGUGGUGGUGAAGAAUGAUGAAAUUACAUUUGAGCAAUUGCGUAAGCUGUUAUACGAGGAGCGGGCAUUUCAUAAUGUCGUUAUUUCACCGGGUCCAGGAUCUCCCACACGACCGGAAGACAUUGGAAUAAGUAUGCGGCUGCUUCAGGAGUGCUCGGAUAUACCGAUAUUAGGAGUUUGUUUGGGCCAUCAGGCUCUGGGAAGCUGUCAUGGUGGUAAGGUUGUGCAUGCUCCUGAACCUGUUCACGGUCGUUUAAGCGAAAUUGAACACAAUGGGCAUCCACUUUUUAACCAGAUUCCGUCUGGUUCUGGCUCUGGAUUUAAGGUUGUGCGCUACCACUCACUGGUGAUUGACCCAGCUUCGUUGCCGGAGGAUCUGGUUCCAACAGCUUGGACAAUGCUUGCAGAUGCUCCUGGGGUUGAUUGCUCAAACGGAUCCUCGUCUGACCUUCCGGAGGGUGAAUAUUGGAUGGCAGGGCGCCCAACUGUUGAUGUUCGUAGAAGUCAAGAGAUUGUGCUCAUGGGUAUGUCUCAUAAGUAUCGACCACAUCACGGAGUCCAGUUUCAUCCAGAAAGUAUUGCUACAGCUUACGGAAAGCAAAUUCUGGAGAACUUUCGCACUAUUACCCAGGAAUAUUGGCGAAAUCAGAUCUGGCAACCUACUAAUACAAGCGCUCAAGCACCGUGGAGAUCUGUGUUACCCACUAAUCAAGUGGAUCUUACGAAGUGCCUGCAUGACUCACGAAUUUCGGAUUCAGCAGUACAGUCCAGUGACGAUUCAAGCCAUGUUCUGAUGAGGGUCUGCUGGGAGAAGCUUCCAGGCAACGCUGGAAUAGCUGGAGGAUCUGAAAAUAUCUUUUGUGAUUUAUUUGGAAAGGAAGCCGCUCAAGAUACAUUCUGGCUUGACAGUUCUACAAUGGACCAGGGUGGAGCGCGGUUUUCUUACAUGGGAGGUAGAGGAGGUGUUCUGUGGAGGCGCUUGACAUACUCUUUGUCGGGGGCAGGUGCAAGUGGAGUUGUUAAAAUCGAAGAUGCUUUUGGCAAUAAAAAGGAGCAUUUUCUUGAAGACGGAAUUCUUAAUUACUUAGAUAAGGAAAUGGAGUUGCGUUCCUGCGCAGAGGCUGAUUACGAGGGCCUGCCCUUCCACUUUUGUGGGGGCUUUGUUGGAUAUUUAGGAUAUGAGUUGAAAGUGGAAUGCGGAGUUCGAUCGAAUCGACACAAGUCUAGAUUACCGGAUGCUGCGCUUUUCUUGGCCGACAGAGCAGUGGUGAUUGAUCACAGUAACAAUGAUGUUUAUGUGUUGGCCUUGUUCCAGCGCAGGACAUGCACAUACAAUGAAAGUGCUACUGCAGGCAACGGAAGCACCAGAAAUAGUAAUUCGUUUAAUCACGGCCAGAACGGGCACCCUUCCCCGGUGGCGGAACCCAGCAAUGGUUCAGCAACACAUAGUGGUGUUUCCAAGUCGAAUGGCUCUCUAAAUGGCCACGGCAGUUCAGAAAAGAUGGGAAUGUGGUCUACUCCAUUCGAUCGUGAGAAAAAUGCUGCAGAAGAGUGGGUUGCAACGACCGUAAAGCGAAUCUCGAGCUUGGGAAAGAAUGGUCUAGAUCUAGCAACUGAGAGGAGGCAAUCAUCUCAAUUCUUUUCUAGUAUUAGUACUGGACAGGAGAAGUUUACUCCUCCUUUUACGUUGGAGAAAUCUAGGAAUACUUACAUCAAUGACGUUAACGAGUGUAAGCGUUAUAUCAAGGAUGGAGAGAGCUACGAAGUUUGCUUAACGACACAGCUUCGGAGAGAAAUGCGAGAUCUUGACACUUUGGGGCUCUACCUUACUCUUCGUAAGACUAAUCCUGCCCCAUACGCGGCCUGGCUUCAUUUUGGUGAACAUGGUCCUCAAGUGUGCUGUUCUUCUCCUGAGCGUUUCUUGCGGCUUGAUCGCGAGGGAACAUUGGAAGCUAAACCCAUUAAGGGAACUCUCCCUCGUGGAAGCUCACCAGCUGAAGAUGAAAGACUCCGUUAUGAGCUGCAACACAGUGAGAAGGACUUUGCAGAGAAUCUGAUGAUUGUAGAUCUUCUGAGGAAUGACCUUGGACGAGUUUCGGAACCAGGUUCUGUGCAUGUGCCCAGCCUCAUGGCUGUAGAAUCGUACACCACCGUGCAUACUCUUGUGAGUACAGUGAGGGGCAAGAAGAGGGAUGAUGUGACUCCCAUCCAAUGUAUCAAGGCUGCUUUUCCGGGAGGUUCAAUGACUGGGGCACCGAAGUUGAGGACUAUGGAAAUUUUAGAUGGAAUAGAAAGUGGACCGAGAGGGAUAUACUCGGGCACGGUAGGUUUCCUUUCAUUUAACUCUGCUUUUGAUUUAAAUAUAGUUAUUAGGACAUUGGUCUUCUCUGAAGGAGAAAUUUGCAUUGGUGCUGGAGGAGCAGUCACUGCACUCUCGGACCCUGAAGCAGAGUACGAGGAAAUGCUGUUGAAAACCAGAGCCCCUAUUCGGGCCAUUGCAAAAUUUGAAGGUAAUUACACCACCUCCAGCAGUCAAGGGAAUAGGGGUGCACCUGCUGCCUUACCCAACUGACGUUGGUUGGUUCCAGACGAAUUUAGUGUGGCUUUACCUUAGUCUCCUCUUGAGAUUGUUGAGCAAUUAACAAAUUCUUUCGCACAAAACAUUUCUUUCGGUGCCUUCACGUAGUUCCAUCAGGGGAUGCCCUCGCAUCUGUCUUGUUCUGAUCUAUACAUGUGGACUUAUUUUACCAAUUUUCUCAACUGGUUACAAUUUUUUUUCGAAGGAGUCGUCCUUCGACAAUAGAAAAGGUUGCUCUGUGAA